GUGCAAUUGCAGCUUCAGUUCGGAGUAAUGUGAUUUUUCGACUAGCGCGAUGAAUUCUAAAUUGAUAGGUAUUUCAAUAAGGCACAAGUGCUCCGAUGCGAUAAGUGAAGUUCCCCAUAAAGAGUUGAGAAAAUUUUCCAAGAAGAUAUUGCAUUCGAAGAGCAAAGGAGCUCCGAUUUCAAAAGGUUAUUUCCUAACCUCAAAACAAACUGAGAAUUAUAGCGAUUAUAGAAACUUUUUAUCCCAAAAAGAAUUUAAAGUGAUUAAACGAGAACAUGAAACGGCGUCAAGUGAAAAUAUAAAACAAAAUCGGGUUGUUGAAAAUGCACAGGAUAAAAGUGGAAAAUAUUCAAGUUAUCGCCUAACCUCUUCAGACAUGCCUGUUUACAAAUUUGUCUCACAGCGCAAUUUACUAAACAGAACAUUUCGUGCUACAGAAUAUGAAAUAAUUAAGCGAUCAAUGUCAACAUUUUCAAAUGGUUAUUAUAGGGGUUCACGUUGCGCAAGUACAAUUAAAACAAAAGAACAUUUCAUAGAAGACCAUGAAAGUUUGGAAAAGAUUUCGCAGAAGAAUACAUCUAUUAGAGUUAUUUCUGGAUCGAAGAAGUAUAUCGUAGAUAAUGAUUUAUGCAAGAAUAAAAAAUUUGACAUCAAAGUAGAACAAUUAUUUUAUGAAAACGAGUCAUUCAGUGAGAAACCAGUUUCUAUUAAACAGAUCCUCGAUCAAAGUGUGAAGAAGUUUCGAAAUAAACAAAGUGAAUAUAAAAUAAUUAAACGUAGGGACGGCGCAUCUAAAUUAAAAGAAUUAGGCACCAAGGAAUCUCCUGCAGCUGAAAUUAAUGAGGAUUCUUCAACAAGUGGCACAGAAACAAUUUCAGCUAAGUGUUCUGGUACGGAUAACACAAAUGGGAAUAAUAAUUCAGAAAAAAGUCAACGAGUGAAUGAAAUUAAUUUGCAAAUGCUUCCUUUGGACUUGUAUAAACAUAUAUUUCCGAAUGGAAAUCAGGGGUCUCUUUCUUCAGAGGAAAUAAAUUCCGUGAAAGAGGAACUGAAAGCUUUUGGUUUAAAUGUGGAUAGCCAGACACCUUUUCCGAACGUCCAUGUAGAAGUACCUGUUUUGGAGGGGAAAGACGUGGAAGAACAUUUUUAUAAUAUAGCCAGUGCCCAGGUUAAGCCUUACUUAAAAGUUGUGAAUGAACUUAUUCGCAAAGUUCCUCCACCUCCAGAGAAUUGGAUUCUACAAGAAGGAUGGACAAGAUACACAGAUGCAGGAUCAGAAAAGGUAGAUUAUCCUUUAGAAGACGGACUAAUAUUUGACGUGGAGGUCUGUAUGAAUGAAGGAUCGCUUCCCACAUUAGCUACAGCAGUUAGUAAAGAGGCUUGGUAUGGAUGGGUUUCGAAGUCCCUCGCGGAAGGUUCAGGUGCCGUCGUCAAAGAUCGUUUACUGUCCAUGGAUUUUCUUAUUCCCCUUGAAAGCAUCUUUUCAGAUCAUGGAAAAAAACUGAACAGCUUCCAAAAAAGGCCGAAGAUAGUUAUAGGUCAUAAUGUAUCAUACGACAGAGCCAGAAUUAAAGAACAAUAUUGGCUGAAUUCAACAGGGACUCGAUUUGUCGACACGAUGUCUAUGCACGUGUGCGUUAGCGGAAUCAACAGUUUCCAGAGAGCAUUGUUGAAAGCGGAUAAAGAAGACCUCGAGGACAGCUUACGCAGUCGCUCAUCUCUAAAUAAUCUGGGCGACGUUCAUGAACUUUACUGUGGACAGAAAAUCGAUAAGAAACCCAGAAACUUGUUCGUCGAUGGAACUCUUCUGGAAGUUCGAGAGCAGUUCAAUGAUUUGAUGAAAUAUUGUGCCUCCGAUGUCACAGCAACGCAUGACAUUUUGGAAAAGUUAUUUCCGAUGUUUCAGGAACGAUUUCCGCAUCCAGUUACUUUCGCUGGUAUGUUGGAGUUGGGCUCUGCUUAUCUUCCUGUGAAUUCUAACUGGCAGAGAUAUAUAGAAGAAUCAGAAUCUACUUUUGAGGAUAUGAACUACGAAGGAAAAGUAAUUUUAUCAAGGCGAGCGGAUGAAGUUUGCAGACUCAUGCAUAAUGAGAAAUACAAAGAGGAUUUGUGGAUGUGGGAUCAGGAUUGGAGCACUCAGGAUAUUAAAAUGAAGACAUCGUUGACGAAGGCCAGACUUAGGGAGAUAGAAAAGGCGAAGGCUGAGGAAAGGGAAAAGAGAGAAAAGGAAAGAGCUCAAGAGAAAAGAUUUUCGGAUGACGAAGAAGAGGGCGAUCCACUUGAAGCGAAAUUUGCUUAUCUUCAGGACACUAAAUACCUUCUUCCGGCGAGAAAGACUCACAUGCCUGGAUAUCCGAACUGGUAUCGAAAGCUUUGUCUAAAGAAAAACAGUGAGAAUUGGGUACCGGGUGCCCAGAGUAUUAGUACUUCUAUGCAAGUCGCGCCAAAGAUUUUAAACCUCACUUGGGAAAAUUAUCCUCUGCAUUAUAUCAGAGACCACGGUUGGGGAUUUCUGGUACCUCAUAGCAAUGACCUUAGUAUACAAACUAAUAUACCCUUGAAACAAUUGCUAGAUCAGUGUCCUCUGCCUCGUCAAUUAACUUCAGAAGCCCGAGUGGAUUACGCGAUGGCGACAUUAAGGGUGGACGUUCAGAACGAUCUUCACAAAACUGAGUUCUGGCGUUAUAAGAGAAAAGAGAGCCCAGUCAACGAAACCUUCUACAAAGGCAGUGGGAUAUGGUGCAACGUGGACAUCGACAACUGUUGUUGGUUCUUUAAACUACCUCACAAAGACGGGACUUCACAUAAAGUGGGAAACCCGCUAGCGAAAGACUUUCUGAACAAAUUCUCAGAGAAUGUUCUUGCUGGUCUGGAUGUCAGCGCGAGUUUGGUUCUGAAGAUUGCGAAGAUGCUUUCGUACUGGAGGAAUAACAGGGAUAGGAUACUUUCUCAGAUGGUGAUUUGGUUCGAGGAGGAGAGACUUCCAAAUGUUUUAAGGAAGGACAAAAGGAAGAUGCGAUUUGGUGCAAUCGUUCCUCAAGUCGUAGUCUCAGGAACGUUAACUCGAAGGGCAGUUGAACCGACCUGGAUGACUGCCUCUAACGCGCACGAAGAAAGAAUAGGAUCAGAGUUACGUGCCAUGAUACAAGCACCUCCAGGAUACAACAUCGUAGGUGCUGAUGUCGACAGUCAGGAACUUUGGAUCGCCUCCGUGAUUGGCGAUGCUCAUCAUGCUAAAAUUCACGGUGCCACACCUUUUGGAUGGAUGACUUUGAUCGGGAACAAAGCUGAUGGAACGGAUAUGCACAGUGUGACAGCCAAGGCGAUUGGCAUCUCAAGAGACCACGCCAAAGUUAUCAACUACGCGAGAAUUUACGGCGCUGGUCAGAAAUUCGCAGAGAGACUUUUGAAGCAAUUUAAUCCGUCAAUGACUGAAGCCGAAGCAGCCUCAAAGUCUAAAAAAAUGUUUGUUAUGACCAAGGGCAAGAAGGUUUAUAGACUAAAGAAGGAAUAUGUAAGUCAAGAGUUGGAAGAUAAAGAAUAUUCCGCAAGCAUGAUGUUCAGAAUAGCGAAGAUAUAUGGAAAAACUGCAGGAGAAAUGUUUGAAAAGGGUCAAUGGAUUGGAGGAUCGGAAUCAGCGAUGUUCAACAGGCUUGAGGAAAUCGCCGGAAGUCUAAAUCCGGCUACGCCUUUUUUGAACUCGAGACUUAGUCGUGCUUUAGAAGGACCUGGCGUCGAUGAGGAUAAAUAUCUACCCACAAAAGUUAACUGGGUGGUUCAAAGUGGAGCAGUCGACUUUUUGCAUUUGAUGCUGGUUUCAAUGCGAUGGCUAAUGCGAGAUAACGCAAGAUUCUGCCUCUCCUUUCAUGAUGAAAUUCGGUAUUUGGUAUCGACCAAGUAUAAGUAUAAUGCUGCACUUGCAAUGCAUAUUACAAAUUUGCUGACCAGGUCUUUUUGCUCUUCGCGACUUGGUAUACAAGACCUCCCGAUGUCUGUUGCGUUUUUUACUUCAGUUGAAGUUGAUACUGUAUUGAGAAAAGAAGCGAGUGCAGAUUGUAAGACGCCGUCCAAUCCUCACGGUCUCGAGAGUGGAUACGAAAUAUCACCUGGAGAGAAUUUGGAUAUUUGGAAGGCUAUUGAGAAGUCUGGCGGGUUGUUGGGUUCCUGGCAUGCGAGUAGAAGCAGGAUGAAUGCAGGCCAAGCAGAUUUGGUGAAGUGUAAAGAGGGCCUCAAGGAGGAGAUUCAAAUGAGCAUAUAAAGUUCUACCAGUCACAAAAUUGUUGGCCACAGGAAUUUGAACAAAAGCGACACGAAAGCAACGGGGAUGCAGACAAUGAAGAGGAAGAAGAUUCAAAAGAUAACGAAGA
Belonocnema kinseyi is the source of this 4367-nucleotide messenger RNA. RefSeq names its product DNA polymerase subunit gamma-1, mitochondrial (gene tam). The coding region runs from base 50 to 4258 and encodes 1402 amino acids. The transcript is spliced from 3 exons. The record is from RefSeq and is a predicted model, not a curated record. Gene Ontology annotation, cellular component: gamma DNA polymerase complex; mitochondrion. Gene Ontology annotation, molecular function: 3'-5' exonuclease activity; DNA-directed DNA polymerase activity; DNA binding. NCBI's taxonomy places the organism in Eukaryota, Metazoa, Arthropoda, Insecta, Hymenoptera, Cynipidae. Gene Ontology annotation, biological process: mitochondrial DNA replication.